CAUUUUGACCCGGAAGCAGUUUUGGGUCCUUGUUAAUUCAAUGCUUUAGCUCGAACUUGAUGCUUCAGCCAAAAUAAACACACACAUUCUCUUUUCAUUUAGUUUCUACCAGAUAUGACCAGUCUUUGCAGUGCUCAAUGAGGUCUCACAUCAGCGAUGGCUGUAGUGUCGUGGAAGGAGAUCUUUCUUCUGACUGGACUGGUGGUGGGCUGCUAUUGGAACAGCCUGUUCUGUGGCUUCGUGUUCGAUGAUGUCUCUGCUAUCCUGGAUAACAAAGACCUUCGUCCCACCACACCACUACAGAACCUCUUCCUCAAUGACUUCUGGGGGACACCCAUGUCAGAGGAGAGGAGCCAUAAGUCCUACCGGCCGCUUACUGUUCUCACUUUCCGCCUCAAUUACCUGUUCAGCGAGUUGAGCUCCUCAUCGUACCAUCUCCUCAAUGUGGUUCUCCAUGCCGUGGUGUGUGUCCUCUUCCUCCACUUCUGCCGCCUGCUGUUGGACCGAAGCACCAGUCUCAUAGCGGCUCUACUGUUUGCUAUCCAUCCCAUCCACACAGAGGCUGUGACAGGUGUGGUUGGCAGGGCAGAGUUACUGUCUUCUAUUUUCCUGCUGGCUGCUUUCCUGGCAUACACCAAAUCAAAAAGUGCCGAUCACUCCAUUGUAUGGACUCCCAUCAUUUCAACGGUGUUCCUGGUUGCCGUUGCCACGCUAUGCAAGGAACAGGGAAUAACUGUCAUUGGGAUAUGCUGUAUUUACGAGGUGUUUGUUGCCCAAGGGUUCACUCUGCCCAUGCUGACUGACACCCUACUUCAGGUGUUGAGAGGAAAAGAUGGUUUUCCCUAUGCUGUCCUCCAGACCUUGCUGAAGCUCAUUGUCCUGAUCAUCAGCACACUUCUGCUGGUCAUCGUCAGGGUGCAGGUCAUUCAGUCCCAGUUGCCAGUGUUCACCAGGUUUGAUAAUCCAGCUGCCGUCAGCUCCACCCCGACCAGGCAGCUGACCUUCAACUACCUCCUGCCAGUAAAUGCCUGGCUGCUGCUCAACCCCUCUGAGUUGUGUUGUGACUGGACAAUGGGCACUAUCCCCCUUGUGGAGUGCCUGCUGGACCCUCGCAACCUCGCCACAGUGGUAUUUUAUGGCAUGUUGAGCCUCUUGGCUUAUCAAGGCCUUUGGUACAGCCACAGCUCUGCAAAGAUCGUCAUGAUGGCACUGUCACUGAUUGUCCUUCCUUUUAUCCCUGCGUCCAACCUGUUUUUCCCUGUGGGCUUUGUUGUGGCUGAAAGGGUCCUGUACGUGCCCAGCAUGGGAUUUUGCGUUUUGGUAGCUCAUGGAUUCAAACUUCUGUCCCAAAGAGGAGGCUUAAAGAAAAUGUCUUGGUGGCUCAUGGGAGUUCUUCUAACAACACACGCCGUGAAGACUUUCAACAGAAACUGGGAUUGGGAGUCUGAAUACACGCUUUUUACAUCUGCACUGAAAGUCAACAGGAACAAUGCAAAACUCUGGAACAAUGUAGGACAUGCUUUGGAGAAUCAGAAUAGCUAUGAGAGAGCUUUAAGAUACUUCCUUCAGGCCACAAGAGUGCAACCAGAUGACAUUGGGGCCCACAUGAACGUUGGGAGAACCUACAAAAACCUAAACCGGUCCAGAGAGGCAGAGGAGGCAUAUCUAAUUGCGAAAUCGCUUAUGCCACAGAUUAUUCCAGGGAAGAAGUAUGCAACCCGUGUGGCCCCCAACCAUCUGAACGUCUACAUUAACCUGGCAAACCUAAUUCGGGCAAAUGACUCCCGCCUGGAGGAAGCCGACCAACUCUAUAGACAGGCCAUCAGCAUGAGACCGGACUUCAAGCAAGCCUACAUCAGUCGAGGGGAGCUUUUGCUGAAAAUGAACAAGCCCAGUGAGGCAAAGGAUGCCUACCUACGAGCGCUGGAACUGGACCAUACCAAUGCAGACCUCUGGUACAAUCUGGCAAUUGUCAAUAUAGAGAUGAAGGACCCCUCGGAAGCUCUGAGAAACUUUAAUCGUGCGCUGGACCUGAAUCCACGGCACAAACUAGCACUGUUCAACUCAGCGCUUCUCAUGCAAGAGUCAGGCGAGGCGAAAUUUCGGCCAGAGGCAAACCGUCGCUUUCUCACUUAUGUGAAAGAAGAGCCGAAUGAUGCGAAUGGCUACUUCAACCUGGGCAUGUUGGCAAUGGACGCUAAUGAGAACGAAGAGGCUGAGCGCUGGAUGCGGGAGGCCAUUCGACUGCAACCCGGCUUCCGUAGCGCUAUGUUUAACUUGGCCCUGCUCUACUCUCAGUCGCAACGUGAACUGGAUGCUCUCCCGGUGCUUGAGGAGCUGCUGCAGUACCACCCGGAACACGUCAAAGGCCUGAUCCUCAAGGGAGACAUCCUCAUGAACCACCGCAAGGAUACGCGUGGUGCCAAGGCCUGUUUCGAACGCAUUUUGAACAUGGACCCCAGCAACGUGCAGGCCAAGCAUAACCUCUGCGUGGUGUACUUUGAAGAACGGGAGCUCCAGCGUGCCGAGCACUGUCUGGUAGAGACGCUCGCUAUGGCCCCGCAGGAAGAGUACAUCCGACGACACCUUGCCAUUGUACGCAACAAAAUGGCCGCCAUGAGCGCCGCGGGCCAGCCGAUUGCACCGACAGAGGGUGGUAGUGCAUCAGACAAACAGCUAGAGCAACAACCACAGGACAAACAGGAGGAGGUGGAAGGGCAGGGAGUUGCCUCAGGAGCAGGGGAGGGGGCCAGGAAAGAGAAGAAUUUAAGGAAAUCCUCCCCCAAAGAAAGCGUCAGCAACCAGGGCCACGGCCAAUCAAAGAAGCUGGAUGCAGGCCAGCCUGACAAGCGGACUAAGAGUAAAUCCACAAAAGAGAUUAAAGAUAUAGAAAAGAAAAGGGCAGCAGCCUUGAAGAGACUGGAGGAGAUUGAACGCAUAUUAAGCAGUGAUUAGCCUUGUUUAUCAACCACUACACUAUAUAUAUAUAUAUAUAUAUAUAUAUAUAUAUAAAUAACUAGUUAAAGUGCAAGAAUGAGACUUUUUUUUUAAUUGAGCCCUCGUUUAUGCAUGUGUUGUGGUGCUUUUGUUUGAUUGUUUUGUCCUUUAUAUAUUGUGUGCUUUACCUCUUUUUCCACAGCUUUAAUUAUGUAAAGCUGUUCAGUUGAAAAGGGAAACCAGAUGUACACACACAACAUGCUCUGAAAAAGCACAAAAUUAGGUACUUUUUUUUUUUUUUUUUAGAAUCCCUACUUAAAAAAAAUAAUUUCACCAUAUCGUUUAUUUAUGAUUGUCUACAUUCGAGUCACUGGAUUAGUUUUUGUCACUUAUAUGCGUUUUAUUUUACCAUACCACUGGCAAGUAUUACUCAUAAUCACAAAAUAAAAUAUUGAUAAUAUCAUCCAGACCAUUUUAUAGCAGGGCCUCUGGGUGGUCCGUCACAUGGCUGUUGUAAUUUAGUUCAGCAGACCCCUCUCCCUCUUUGCAUGACAUCACUGCACUUCCUCCGAUUCUCUGCUGCUUUUUUCACGUGUCAUUAUUGCUGUUGUUGUCUUUUAAAGUUUUGACACCAAAUGGUGCCAGGGUUUAAUUAUAUCCUCUGACCAUAAUCUCAUUCUGAAUGAAGGUCAGGGUUUUUUUUAGGCUUCUGGGAUAUUUCUGUAUGGCUUGGAUACCAUUUAGGCUCUUGCUGAUUUCACAGACCUUUUUCUUUUUCAAGAUUUUUCUUUGGAGUUUUUCUUUUCUUUUUAAGGUUUUCGUGGCUUUUCACUCUGUUUCUUGUUCUCCCCACAAAGAUCUUACCAUAACAUUAUAAUCAGCCUAUAAGCAGAAAAAGCUUUUGUAACCUUAAAGGAAUAAUUCACCAAAAACUAAACAUCUGUCAUCAUUUAUUUACCCUCAUGUCAUUUAAAACCUAAAUUAUGAUAAUGCACUGUUAUGCAUGAUGCAGAAGUGUCAUAUGACUUCUGUGCUACAUGAUAGCUUUGUUCGACCAACAGAAUCUAAUUUGUUACUCAUUGAAAACUUUGACUUAAGCUCACCAACUGCUUGUUAUUAUGACCUGAUCUUUUCAAUUAUCUUUUCGUUUUUGAAUAAUUAUGAUUCACUGAUUCUGCAAUCCAUUUGCAGCAGUUAACAACUUCCUGGAGAGACAGAUUUUAUAUGAAUGACUUUGAUAUUGGGGUUAUUCUCAUGCAGUUACCAUAUGACUUCAAAAGUCAAAUAUGGCACAUAUGGACCAUAAAACUACAAUGGUGAUUUUUUUUAACUCUAGAUUAUUACGAUUGCUUUGUCAGGAAUGAACAUCACAGUUCUUAAUAAAAAGUUUAUGUGUGUUUGGAGUGACAUGGGGUGUGUAAAUGAUGACAGAAUUGUCAUUUUUGGGUGAACUGGCCAUUUAAUGUGGUGAACAUCACAGCGUAGGGCAUCAUUCUUUGUGUGUUCUUUUAGAUUUUGUUUGUGGAAAGAAUUAAUCAUUCAUUUCCUAUGCAAAGUUUAUACGCCCAUGUGUUACUUCUGUAUUUUAAUGUGCUUCAGAUAUUCAUAUUCAAAUAUUCAUGUUGCACUUACAGUUAAGUUUGGUGUAUUAUUUCCUGAGAAGCCGAAACAAUAAUAAGUUCUUGAUGGAAUGCGGUCACCAUUUCACUGUUUACUUUGAAGGCAGGCCCUGAAAUAUCUUCCUUUGUCUCUGACCUUGAUCUUAACAGGAAAAAAGGUACCUGAGAGGCAGAAUCCUUAAUGCCUGUGGGAGUGCAUUUCCAUACAUUCAACAACAUGCAUUUAGCAUAUUAACAUCAAUGUGGGGAACAUAUGUUAUUUUGUUAAUUUUUAAUAAAGCCACUUUAAGUAGCAAAA
Molecule: messenger RNA, 4854 nt
Organism: Carassius carassius (crucian carp)
Lineage: Eukaryota; Metazoa; Chordata; Actinopteri; Cypriniformes; Cyprinidae
Gene: tmtc3
Product: transmembrane O-mannosyltransferase targeting cadherins 3
Exons: 14
Coding region: 157-2955 (932 amino acids)
Biological process (GO): protein O-linked glycosylation via mannose
Cellular component (GO): endoplasmic reticulum
Molecular function (GO): mannosyltransferase activity; protein binding
Source: RefSeq, a predicted model, not a curated record